AUAUUGUGAACCUUACAUUCUAACAGUUGAAGGACAUUUCAAUAGAUCACGCAAUUUGAUGCGAAGGGCUUGAAUGCUAAUUGACAGUUUGUAUUUGGAAAUAGUGCAAUUGUAUGAGGAGUAUGGCAUUUCAACGUUAUGCGUUUUUUCUUUCACUCUGUUUGCUAGAAUGCUACGGAUUUCUCGAAAAUCCCAACAAUCCACAGACGCCUCUGAGUUUUAUGGUACUAGGCGACUGGGGCGGUCUGCCUUUCUUCCCAUACACGACCCCAGUGCAGACAGCGGUCAGGGACCAGAUGGUGACUUACGCCCUCCAACAUCACCCGCGCUUCGUGGUCAGCCUAGGCGAUAACUUCUACCUGUACGGCGUCGAGAAUGCUGACGACACACGCUUUAACCUGACGUUCGAAGAGGUGUAUUCCGACCCGUCCUUGCACAUACCAUGGUACGUGACUGCCGGAAACCACGACCACUACGGCAACGUGACGGCUCAGAUCGAAUACUCCAAGAUAUCCAAUCGAUGGAAAUUCCCAGAUUACUAUCAAAAGAUUACGUCGCACGCCCCUGGCGGUCGCUCCGUUGACGUCAUUCUAAUCGACACCAUAGUAUUAUGUGGCAACGUGUACGACUCCCACGUGCCGCCUGUGGGCCCUGCCGACUCUGGCGCAGCCGCCGCCCAGUGGGCUUGGCUUGAGGAGUCACUGAAACAAUCCAGGGCGGACUAUAUCGUGGUCGGCGGUCACUACCCAGUGUACUCCGUCGGCGACCACGGACCGUCGGCCUGUCUGCGGAGGCAGCUUGAGCCCUUGCUGCACACGUACAGGGUGUCGGCGUAUAUCGCAGGACAUGACCACAAUCUACAGCAUAUUCAAAUGGCUAGAAAUAGUUCAAGUGUUACCAACAACGCCAUGGAUUAUUUCAUCGUAGGCUCGGGAAAUUUUGUGGAUGCCAGACGCUUGCAUUUCGACGACAUACCGGAAACUCAAGUGAAACUCUUUUUCGGAGAGUUAUUACACUUUGGUGGAUUCGCGUGCUUCGAGGUGUCCGGUGACACGAUGACAGUGAAGAUGAUUGACGGAUUGGGAAAUCUACUGUACCAGUAUCCGAUACACCCGCGAAAGUAAUGAAUCCGGCGAUUUCAGACAAUCAAAAAACAUGCCCGUUCAACGUUACAAUAAUCUGCUUUGUUGGAAUUCGAUGGUUUACUUAUUAAAAUCAGAACGUAA
Dreissena polymorpha is the source of this 1226-nucleotide messenger RNA. Its product is annotated as tartrate-resistant acid phosphatase type 5-like. Lineage: Eukaryota; Metazoa; Mollusca; Bivalvia; Myida; Dreissenidae. The transcript is spliced from 6 exons. Gene Ontology annotation, molecular function: acid phosphatase activity; ferric iron binding; ferrous iron binding. Gene Ontology annotation, biological process: bone resorption. Bases 114 to 1124 code for a protein of 336 amino acids. The record is from RefSeq and is a predicted model, not a curated record.